This is a messenger RNA of Micromonas pusilla CCMP1545, 1642 nucleotides long. Its product is annotated as type II secretory pathway family protein. Gene Ontology annotation, molecular function: signal sequence receptor activity; ribosome binding; transmembrane protein transporter activity. Bases 143 to 1573 code for a protein of 476 amino acids. Gene Ontology annotation, cellular component: Sec61 translocon complex; membrane. The record is from RefSeq and is a predicted model, not a curated record. The transcript is spliced from 2 exons. NCBI's taxonomy places the organism in Eukaryota, Viridiplantae, Chlorophyta, Mamiellophyceae, Mamiellales, Mamiellaceae. Gene Ontology annotation, biological process: post-translational protein targeting to membrane, translocation; SRP-dependent cotranslational protein targeting to membrane, translocation.
CGUCGCGCAGGAUAGAAGCGUCUCGUAGGGCUUCUCUACGAGAGAUAUCCACCCCGAUCGGUCGCGGUCGGCGGCGUCAGGGCUCGAACGCGCGCUCGGGUCGUCAUCCCCCCGCGGAAUUGAUUGAGAUCAAUCGGUCGCGAUGUCGUCGGGCUUCCGCGUCCUGCACCUCGUCCGCCCUUUCCUCUCGGUGUUACCCGAGGUGAAGGCCGCUGACCGCAAGGUCCCUUUCCGCGAGCGCGCGCUGUACACCACGGUCGCGCUGUUCGUGUUCUUGGUGUGCUCGCAGCUCCCGCUGUACGGGAUCCACACCGCGAGCGGGGCGGAUCCUUUCUACUGGGCGCGCGUCAUCAUGGCGUCGAACCGCGGCACGUGCAUGGAGCUCGGGAUCUCGCCGAUCGUGACGUCCGGGCUGAUCAUGCAGCUGCUCGCGGGCUCGAAGAUCAUCGAAGUCGACGAGGCGGUCAAGGAAGACCGAGAGUUACUUAACGGCGCGCAGAAGCUCCUCGGCGUGCUGAUCACGAUCGGCGAGGCCGUCGCGUACGUCGUCUCCGGGAUCUACGGCGACGUCAGCGACCUCGGCGCGGGGAACGCGAUCCUCAUCAUCCUGCAGCUCUUCAUGGCGGGCAUGAUCGUCAUCUGCCUCGACGAGAUGCUGACGAAAGGAUACGGCCUCGGAAGCGGCAUCUCGCUGUUCAUCGCGACGAACCAGUGCGAGUCCAUCAUCUGGAAAGCGUUCUCCCCGACGACGGUCAACACCGGCCGCGGCGCGGAGUUCGAAGGCGCGGUGAUCUCGCUGUUCCACCUCAUCAUCACGAGGAAAGACAAGUUCAGGGCGCUGAAGGAGGCGUUUUACCGCGCGAACCUGCCGAACAUCUCGAACCUCCUCGCGACGAUUCUGAUCUUCCUCGUGGUGAUCUACUUCCAAGGCUUCCGCGUGGACCUCCCCGUGAGGUCCAAGCGCAACGCGCGAGGACUGCAGCAGUCGUACCCGAUCAAGCUGUUCUACACGAGCAACAUGCCUAUCAUCCUGCAGUCCGCGCUCGUGUCGAACCUUUACUUCAUCUCCCAGCUCCUGUUCAAGCGCUUCGGAGGGAAUUUCCUCGUGCAGCUCCUGGGGCGGUGGCAAGAGAGCGAGUCCACCGGGCAGUUCAUCCCCGUCGGCGGGUUCGUGUACUACGUCUCCCCGCCGACGUCCCUGAGCGACAUCGCGGCGAACCCGCUGCACGCGUUGUUUUACCUCACGUUCAUGCUCGGCGCGUGCGCGCUCUUCUCGAAGACGUGGAUCGAAGUCUCCGGCUCGUCCGCGCGCGACGUCGCGAAGCAGCUGAAGCAGCAGCAGAUGUUCAUGGUCGGCCACCGCGAGUCCUCGCUUCAGCGCGAGCUGAACCGGUACAUCCCCACCGCAGCCGCGUUCGGCGGGAUGUGCAUCGGUUUCCUCACCGUCGUCGCGGACUUCAUGGGGGCGAUCGGCAGCGGUACCGGGAUCCUUCUCGCGGUGACGAUAAUCUAUCAGUACUUCGAGACGUUCGAGAAGGAGCGCGCGCAGGAGUUGGGCGGCGUGCUGUUCUGAUGAGAAGGACGCGACGAGACGCGUCAGAGGGGGUGAUAUGUAAUACCGAACGACCUGAACGGUUGCUCU